Coregonus clupeaformis (lake whitefish) is the source of this 2899-nucleotide messenger RNA. Its product is annotated as protein phosphatase PTC7 homolog. NCBI's taxonomy places the organism in Eukaryota, Metazoa, Chordata, Actinopteri, Salmoniformes, Salmonidae. The coding region runs from base 378 to 1271 and encodes 297 amino acids. The record is from RefSeq and is a predicted model, not a curated record. The transcript is spliced from 6 exons.
UCAGCAGUCACAAGACAACCACGGAGUAGAUCCAUCUGGCUCAAUCUCCCAGCAGCGCUGUUGCAGGUUUGUGUGUUAUGUGGGCUGUUCUACAGGCGCGGUGGCUGUAACGAACUUGGAACAUCUCUUGGGAUCUGGAUGUGUGAUAUUCGUCGAACUACGGCACUGUUGGCACUAAAUUUGCAAGAACUCUUCAGACUAAAGAAUACAAGUCUCGUGUGGGGGCGUUGCGCGCGGCUUUGUCUGUGCGUGGCUAAUGUUAUUGUCAGGCUAUCUAGCUGACUAGUCCAAGCAUCACAGUAGCAAGCUAGCAAGUCAAGAUUGUGUGGUUACAUCCGCGCUAGCUUGGCACUUUAGUGGGAGCUGGUGUGUAGGUGAUGUUCUCCGUACUUUCGUACGGUAGACUUGUUGCCAGAGCUGUCAUUGGCGGACUCUCUCAAACAGAUAGCCGUGACUACAGCCUGGUAACUGCAAGCUGCGGUUUUGGGAAAGAUUCUCGCAAGGGUAUCUUGAAGAAAGGGAUGUGCUACGGCGACGACGCUUGCUUUAUUGCCCAACAUAGAUCUGCCGAUGUUUUGGGUGUUGCAGAUGGAGUGGGGGGUUGGAGAGACUACGGGGUUGACCCAUCACAGUUUUCAGGGACCCUGAUGAAGACGUGUGAGCGGCUGGUAAAAGAGGGACGCUUUGUUCCAAGCAACCCAGUGGGCGUCCUCACAAGCAGCUACUAUGAGCUCCUACAGAACAAAGUGCCUCUGCUAGGCAGCAGCACGGCCUGUAUCGUGGUGCUGGACCGGCAGAGUCACAGGCUACACACAGCCAACCUGGGAGACUCUGGCUUCCUGGUGGUGCGGGGAGGAGAGGUAGUGCACCGCUCUGACGAACAACAGCAUUACUUCAACACCCCCUUCCAGCUCUCCAUCGCCCCGCCUGAGGCAGAGGGGGCUGUCCUUAGUGACAGUCCUGAUGCUGCAGACAGCUCCUCCUUUAACGUCCUGUUGGGGGACAUCAUUCUCACAGCCACAGACGGCCUCUUCGACAACAUGCCCGACUACAUGAUCCUACAGGAGCUGAAAAAACUCAAGAACACCAACUAUGAGAGUAUCCAGCAGACAGCCAGGAGCAUUGCAGAGCAGGCCCAUGUUCUGGCAUACGACCACAACUACAUGUCGCCUUUUGCACAGUUUGCCUGUGACAAUGGACUGAAUGUAAGAGGAGGAAAGCCAGAUGACAUCACUGUGUUGCUGUCAAUAGUGACAGAGUACACAGACUAGAGACUGUAUGGAGGCUAGGAGGAGGAAUAGAGGUUUCCUCUUGUCUGCCUCUUGAAGAUGUCAGACAGCUUUGGUUCCUGCUGGCGGGGAUUAAGGAGUGAUGUUGGUGGCUGAGCUGUCCUCCUGAGACCAGCAUUCCUCCAGGACUCAAUCAGGCUCAUCUCUCCGAUGGAACACUUGACAAUACAUGCACUGACUUCACCAUCACAACUGAGUGUUAAUCUUUAAUAGCCUGAAGACAUGGAUGAAUAAAGCAGAGGGUUGUUCUGACACCUCUCUGCUAGGCUACCUGCUGCAAAGUAUCUAUCUUGGAAAAUGUCCAGUUGUCAUUGACCUAAUCCCUGUUCAGUGGGAUAAAGGACGUAGUCGUGUUGAAGAUGAAACUCUGGCUCUCACAUGAUAGGGAUAAGUCUGUUAUUUUGGCCUUUAAAACAAAGCCCAGAAGGUAGAGAUUAAGAAAUGAGGUCAAGAGUAGCCAGUCAAAAGGUGAUUGAGUCAGGAAUUAAAAUCUGUGGAUCAUGCCAGUGAGUGUUAAUCACAGGAACUGAGCUGAUUCAAGACAGUAAGUAACCUCAGCAUACUAUACUUUAAGAGAGCGGCUCUCCAGUUAGGCUGGUCUGUGACUCACUGACACCUGUCCCGGUCAGAAGAAUAAGGCAACCUCACAGAGAGUUAUCCACAAUAGAGAACUUUAGUUCCAGAGGACAUAUGAGAUGGAUGUGGUUCUGUACAGAGAAGAGAUGGGAAUGAAUAUACUGUACAUAAUAAACACAGCAGGAGAAUAAAGGAGUAAUAGCACGAGCAAUAAUAUUGACUGUAUAAGGAGAUGGUGACAUAAGCAAAGGACUGUAUAACACAUAGCAUCAACUACUAUUAACAACUAGUAAUAGUAACAACCAACAGUAAAUCCUCAAGUUUCAAUAACAUCACUCACUCUUGUCCACUUGGAGAGAGACUGAGGAGGCUCUGACCUGAGCAGGCAGAAGGACUGUCAGGUGUCCUACCCUCUAGCAACCUAUUGGUGGCCUGGUAGCAGAGGUCACUGGGUUUGGGGAGACAGUUUAUGAACCCCUAGUCUCUCUGGCACCAUCAGGGAUGGGUGGAGUGAGCUGCAUAAAGUUAUAAAACUCACAGGCAGGAGAAUCCGUAAGAUAUACCAUCAAGUCUGAAUAAUAAGGCCAUGAAAAAUGUCACUUUCAGUGACUCAGAUUAAACCAAAUCUAAUUAAUACAAAAAAAGGUAAAUUGAAGGGUGACAUUUUUAUGCAGGCAUAAGGGCAUGCGUCAAUGUGAUGUGAAUGGAUGUUGUUGAAAUGUUUUGGUAGAUUUUUGGGCAAGGGACUGUAUGUGAUAUUUUAAGUUGUUUGACUGAUCUAAUGGGUUGUAUGGAAACCAGGUGCAGUUGCUGCAUACUUUGCCAUAUCAGUUUCUGACCUGUUUCACUGGAUGUGUUACUUUGUCCCAGACCUGCUGUUUUCAACUAUUUUUCUCUCUCUCUCAACCUCUGAAUGCUCGGCUAUGAAAAGCCAACUGAUAUUUACUCCCGAGGUGUUAUACUGUUGCACCCUCUAUAACCACUGUGGUUAUCUGACUGCUGGUCAUCUAUGAACGUUUAAACGUUGUUAAGAA